UUCAAUUAGGUAGAGGUACAGUCAGUACAUACAAGUCAAGUACCACGCCUCGUAUACGUACAAAAAAAUAUCAGCUUUGAAAUUAAAGAUUGAAAAAUAAAUUUUUAAUUGAAUUUUUAUAAAUUGAAAAAUAAAAGUAAAAAUGGUUCGUGGUGGAAAAAAGCCUACUUUGGGAAAAGCUGAAAGUUCUUCGGUAAUUAAGGGUAAGGAAAGAUUUGACCCAAUUACACCUAAGAAAGAAAGUAGCAAAAAAGAAGAAAGGCAAAGUGAUAUUGAAUCAGAGGUUGAUGAAAAGUUAAGCGGAUAUAGCAUAUACAUAUUUAAUUUAUCACCAGAUGCAACCAAUAAUGAUUUAUGGCGAUUAUUUGCUCCAUUUGGUUCAAUAAAAAGCGUAGCUGUUAUGAAGGAUGGUGAUUCAAAGUUUAAUAAGGGAUAUGCCUUUGUUACCAUGAAAAAUUUGGAUGAGGCGUCCCAAGCCAUAGAAAUCCUUAAUGGGCAGUCUAUGGAUGGUCGUCCGUUGAGAAUAAGUUUCAAAGGAAAAAAGAUGGAGAGCGAUGAUGCAUUGGGUGAAAUCGGUUCAUAUCCAUUGUAUGUUUAUAAUCUUGCUCCAGAAUGCGACGAGGAUUCCCUUUGGAAACUAUUUACUCAAUUUGGAGCUGUAAAAAAUGUUUCCAUCGUUAAAGAUUCAAAAACGAAUGUAUCUAAAGGAUAUGCUUUUAUAACAAUGAGGAAUGUCGAUGAUGCUAAAGUUGCUAUACGAACUUUAAAUGGAUUUGUAUUAGAUAGUCGUCAACUGAGUGUGAGCUUCAAAAAUAAGAAAUUAGACAAGGAUCAAAAUAAUGAUGACAUUACCGAAAACAAAAUGGGAGAAUACCAUAUAUAUGUCAACAAUUUGUUGCCAGACGCCGAAGAUUCUGUUUUGUGGAAAUUAUUUGCGCAAUUUGGGGCUAUAAAAGAUGUAACAAUAGUGAAGGAUCCUCAGACCAAAAAAUGUCUUGGAUAUGGAUUCGUUACUAUGAAAAAUUUUGAGGAGGCCAAUUUGGCUAUAAAUACACUGAAUGAUUCGAAGUUGGAUGACAGAACUAUACAUGUCAGUUUCAAAACAAAAAAAGCUUUGAACAAAAGAGAAUUAAUUCAACUUUAAACUUUUACUUUAUAGUACAUUAUUUAUUAAGAAUACAUUUUUCUGCAUUGCAAUAAAUGGUUGGGUACCUAUUUCCAUUAUCAAUCUAUGUAACCAAAUAAAUAAAAUAUUUCAUUUUUUAUCUCUAAUUUACUCAUCUAACUUUUUCUAUGUUUUUUCUUAAAUAUAAGUAUAAAUGAUAUAUUUAAUUAAAUUUGAUUUUUUUAAUUUACUAAUAAAUAUACUGAUUUUUUUU
Messenger RNA from Condylostylus longicornis, 1379 nucleotides. Its product is annotated as ELAV-like protein 2. Gene Ontology annotation, molecular function: RNA binding. The transcript is spliced from 2 exons. Bases 143 to 1144 code for a protein of 333 amino acids. The record is from RefSeq and is a predicted model, not a curated record. NCBI's taxonomy places the organism in Eukaryota, Metazoa, Arthropoda, Insecta, Diptera, Dolichopodidae.